Daphnia carinata is the source of this 1033-nucleotide messenger RNA. Its product is annotated as putative exonuclease GOR. Gene Ontology annotation, molecular function: exonuclease activity; nucleic acid binding. The record is from RefSeq and is a predicted model, not a curated record. The transcript is spliced from 5 exons. Gene Ontology annotation, cellular component: nucleus. The coding region runs from base 86 to 1033 and encodes 315 amino acids. Lineage: Eukaryota; Metazoa; Arthropoda; Branchiopoda; Diplostraca; Daphniidae.
ACGUUCCUCACACAAGACACGGUCCAUUUUCUACACUAGUCGCACCCAGUGAAACGUAUGUUUGGCUAUCUCAAGUUUGACGACAAUGCCUUUGCCAAAUAUCGACCCAAAUCUUCUGAAGGGACCUGCUUUUUAUAAAGUGAUGCAACGUCACGUGAUUAGCCCAAGGAAACAGGAAUUAAAUGGCUAUCCACGACCGCAUCCGUACUGCAAAAAUCGUGUCGUCAUCAACGCGACCAAUUUAAAUAGCUUUCGUCCGAAAUCUGCCGUUUCUUUAGCUCUGUAUGAACGUAUUUGCGAUCGCUGCAAUACUCGUUACAACGUGAAUUCCACAGGAUCGCCCUUAGGGGAGCAAGGUGUGUGUUGUUAUCAUUGGGGUAGAUCGUUCCGGAAUCCUCAAACCAAAACAUCAAAUCCAUUUACCUGUUGUGGUCAAAAUAGUGAAGCUAAAGGUUGCACCACGGCCAAAUGGCACAUUUCCAACAUUGAAAACAUCACUAACUUGGAAGACUACGUCCAAACGAAAGAAAAACCGCCACCCACCGACGAUGAUUACGGCAUCUACGCGCUGGAUUGCGAAAUGUGCUACACGACCGAGGGUAGUGACUUGAUUUGCAUUACGGUUGUCUCAUCCGAUUGCAAGAUUGCUUACAAAACGCUGGUUAAACCUAGCAAUCCCGUGCUCGACUACAACACACGUUUCAGUGGCAUCACAGAGGAUGAUUUAAGGGACGUCACAACAACAUUGGAAGACGUCCAGACAUUCCUCCUUAAUUUGUUUUCCAGCAAAACUAUUUUAAUUGGACAUGAUUUCGGCGCUGAUUUGCGUGCUCUUAAAAUGGUCCACGAUACGGUCGUCGAUACGAGCAUCGUAUUUCCACACGCUCGAGGACCACCCUUGAAAAGGGGAUUGAAGAAAUUGGUGUUCGAUAUUUUAGAAAAGACCAUUCAGAACGAAGGACAUAACAGCACAGAAGACGCCAUCGCGUGCAUGGAGCUAAUGAUCUGGAAGGUGAAACAUUUCCUUGGUUAA